Akanthomyces muscarius is the source of this 1311-nucleotide messenger RNA. RefSeq lists its product as uncharacterized. Gene Ontology annotation, molecular function: tRNA binding; nucleotidyltransferase activity; double-stranded RNA binding. The coding region runs from base 1 to 1311 and encodes 436 amino acids. Gene Ontology annotation, cellular component: cytoplasm. The record is from RefSeq and is a predicted model, not a curated record. The transcript has a single exon. Gene Ontology annotation, biological process: regulation of translational fidelity. Lineage: Eukaryota; Fungi; Ascomycota; Sordariomycetes; Hypocreales; Cordycipitaceae.
AUGCAGACGCACGUCGUCAGGGUCCCCGCCCGGGAGUCUGAAUUAGGACGCUUUCGCGACCACGAGGGUCCCAACCGGCUGGAAGAAUGGUGCGUGAGCGCGGCCGACUCAUCGCGACCCUCAAUCGAAGCGCUCACCAAGGCUGGUGCGCACCUCAAGAACAAUGAUACACCGGUAGCCUUUCCGACGGAGACUGUAUAUGGUCUCGGGGCUGAUGCUACACGCAGCACUGCCGUCAAGGGAAUUUACUCGGCCAAAGGGCGCCCGUCUGAUAACCCACUCAUCGUUCACGUCUGCGACUUGCAGAUGCUACGAAGCUUGCUGGGCAACGCGGCAGACGGGCAGGAGAUCACCCUCCCAGCGAAAUACAAGACAUUGAUAGACAAGUUCUGGCCCGGCCCUCUGACGAUAUUGCUGCCUAACGCGCAGCCCUCGAAGCUGGCGCCCGAGGUAACGGCCGGCCUGCCGACCUUUGGCGUGCGCAUGCCGUCCUCGACGCUGGCGCUGUCGCUGAUCAAGCUGGCGGGCGUGCCGCUGGCGGCGCCAUCCGCCAAUGCUUCCACGAAGCCGUCCCCGACGGCGGCGCAUCACGUCAAACACGACCUGGACGGGCGGAUCGAGCUGAUCCUCGACGGUGGGCCCAGCCAAGUCGGCGUGGAGAGCACCGUUGUGGACGGGCUCUGCGAUCCGCCGGUUGUGCUGCGUCCCGGCGGCAUCAGCAUGGAGGAGCUACGCAGCUGCCCCGGAUGGGAAAACGCUGUCAGGGCGUACAAGGACCACAGCGAGGAGGGCAAGGCGGCCCCGCGAGCGCCAGGCAUGAAGUAUAAGCACUAUAGCCCCAAGGCGCGCGUCGUAUUGUACGAGGCGUCGUAUAACGCUGCUUCGGACGGCAUCGUGUCUGCGGAUGUUGAGUCUGCCAAUGUGACCCAAAACGGCCAUCCGCAGAAUGGUGAUGAGAAACCGGCGAGAAGGGUUGGCGUCAUUCGAACGCAACGGUGGAAAGCCGCUGCCGGCCUCCAUGUGCAGAAUUGGCGCGAAGCGUCGCCCGUGGCGAUGGAAGUUGACAAAUCGGGCUAUGAGGUAUAUACGGGCGACCUUGUUGGUGCCAGUGGUCACGUAAUCGGCGAGCUGUUUGAUAUAAACCUGGGCAAAGACACAAAAGGCAUCGCGCAAGGUCUCUUUGCUGCGUUGCGUGAGCUCGAUAGCCGAGACGCCGACACGAUAUUUGUCGAUGGUAUAGACGGAGAACUAGACAUUGCUGCUGCGGUCAUGAAUCGCCUGCGCAAAGCAGCAUCGGAACUUAGAUCAUGA